Beta vulgaris subsp. vulgaris (sugar beet) is the source of this 663-nucleotide messenger RNA. RefSeq lists its product as uncharacterized. NCBI's taxonomy places the organism in Eukaryota, Viridiplantae, Streptophyta, Magnoliopsida, Caryophyllales, Amaranthaceae. Gene Ontology annotation, biological process: telomere maintenance; DNA repair. The coding region runs from base 1 to 663 and encodes 220 amino acids. The transcript has 2 exons. Gene Ontology annotation, molecular function: DNA helicase activity. The record is from RefSeq and is a predicted model, not a curated record.
AUGCCAUCAUCAUUGCGAAGAUUAUUUGCAACCAUCUUGGUAUACUGUCAACCAACUGGAUUACGUACCCUAUGGGACGAGUUCUUCACCUUCAUGGUUGAGGAUUAUCCAUCUUUAAGCACGACAACUAACAAUAAUGUUCUCACUCACAAGCUUUUGCAGGACUUAUUAGACCGUUUAUUACAGCCACUGGGAAAAACAAUUUCUGACUUCACAGCGUUGCCAAGUUUACCAGAAAGAACUGAGGACACCAACGAUCUUCCUAAUUUCAUGAAGGAGUACUUUUCCGUGCCAAUUCCAGAAGAGGAUAUGACGUGUGUAAACACUCUUAAUAGAGACCAACGACAUGCGUUCGACACAAUUAUGGAUGUUGUCAUUUCAAAAAAUGGUGGAGCUUUUUUCGUUGAUGGCCCAGGAGCAACGUUGUUGCAUCAGGUAAGAACAUCGCACUCGACUUUUCAGCUCCCAUUGCAACUUGAUAGCAACUCAACUUGCUCAUUCACUAAACGUUCCAAAACUGCCACUAUUCUGAAGCACUCUGCCAUAAUUAUAUGGGAUGAGGCUCCAAUGACACACAAAUAUCAAUUUGAAGCUGUUGAUCGAUCACUGAGAGAUUUAAUGGGAAACGACUUACCGUUUGGGGGGAGAACUAUUGUGGGAUGA